GUCAGCCAAUCACAUCGUCGGAUUAUCUCAAGACGUCUCCUAUUGGCUGACAGCUGGCUGGUGCUCUGUUGUUCAGUACAAAUUGGAGGAAACUAAAUCGGCAAAACCCCGUGGAUAACUUGUCGAUAAUUUGAUCCAAAAUAUUUUUAGUCGACGUAUAAGAAGUAUAUUUGUGACAGUUGAAUGCAGGGGUGAGGUCGGUUGUGAAAACAAGCCGUUCUUUAGAAGUAAACUAUGCUAGCCCCGCAAGCUAACUAGCCACCGAGUCGUCGCCUCCUCUUCAUGGGUUUCUUCUGCUGAGCCUGCCGGGCUUGUUCAAGAGCAACGAGGCAAACUAUUUAUGCCAUCAGCCAGGAACUCGGACUGUAUCAUGAGUGGGACGAGCUGCAAAGCGAACGGAGCUGUGUACCCGGCCUCAUCAACAAUGAUGAGCUCCCUGAAGAAGCCGAAGAUGGAGCAAAUUCAGGCCGACCACGAGCUCUUCCUGCAGGCGUUUGAAAAACCAACUCAGAUUUACAGAUUUCUUCGCACAAGGAACUUGAUUGCACCUAUAUUUUUGCACAGAACGCUUACUUUUAUGUCCCAUAGAAAUGGCCGAACAAACACCCGCAGGAAAACAUUCAAAGUGGAUGAUAUGCUACAAACAGUUGAGAGGAUGAAAGUAGAACAGGAUUCGCCAAGUUUGUCUUCACACCUGCAGCUAACAUUUACUGGGUUCUUCCAUAAGGAUGAAAAGCCAUCCCAGAAUUCAGAAAAUGAACAAACUUCUGUGUCCUUAGAGGUGCUACUUGUCAAAGUCUGCCAUAAAAAACGCAAGGAUGUCAGCUGUCCUAUUAAGCAAGUGCCUACAGGUAAAAAGCAGGUGCCUUUGAAUCCUGACAGUAACCAAACCAAGCCCGGCUCCUGCCCGUCCUUAUUGGUCUCCAGCAACGAGUUUGAGCCCAGCAACAGCCACACGGUGAAGUCCUAUUCGCUGCUCUUCAGGGUGUCGCGCACGGGGAGACGAGAAGCCAACGGUCUGGUUUAUGGAGAAACUAAUGAGAAUAUUGAUAUUACAGAGACUCCAAGUAGAAAGAAGAGGAGUUCGUCUCAUAGAGAGGAAGGAGAAACAAUAGAGACUUACGUAGCACAGAUGACUGUCUUUGAUAAGAACAGAAGACUGCAGCUUCUAGACGGUGAGUAUGAGGUUUCAAUGCAAGGCAUGGAGGACAGUCCUGUGAGCAAGAAGAGAGCCACAUGGGAAACCAUUCUUGACGGGAAGAGAGUACCACCAUUUGAGACCUUUUCUCAGGGACCCACAUUACAGUUCACGCUGCGCUGGACUUCAGAUUCCAGCGGAAAGUCCACCGCCCCCGUGGCCAAGCCGCUCUCCACUCGCAACUCGUGCAGCACCAGCCCCAUGGAGACCAGGACCAGCCACCACCGAGCUGCCCUCAUGGCGCUGAAGGAGUCGGUCAGCGCCGACAUUCAGAUGAAGAAAGAGCUGGUGCCCUGUGAGCCCCGGCAGAAGAUACGGAUAUUUUAUCAGUUCCUGUACAAUAACAACACACGGCAGCAGACGGAGGCGAGAGAUGACCUCCACUGUCCGUGGUGUACUCUGAACUGCAGCAAGCUCUACAGUCUGAUCAAACACCUCAAACUCUCCCACUCCCGCUUCAUCUUUAACUAUGUGCCUCAUCCCAAAGGUGCUCGGAUAGACGUGUCCAUCAACGAGUGCUACGACGGCUCGUACGUCGGCAACCCUCAGGACAUCCACAGUCAGCCGGGCUUUGCUUUCAGCCGCAAUGGUCCGGUAAAGAGAACUGCUGUCACUCACAUUCUGGUUUCCAGACCCAAGAGGACCAAACCGAGUCUUUCAGAGUUCCUGGAGUCUGAGGACGGAGAGUUGGAGCAGCAGAGGACGUACGUAAGCGGACACAACCGCCUGUACUUCCACAGCGACAGCUGCAUGCCUCUGCGGCCCCAAGAGAUGGAGGUGGACAGCGAGGACGAGAGAGAUCCAGAGUGGCUCAGAGAAAAGACUUCCAUGCAACUUGAUGAAUUUACUGAUGUCAAUGAAGGAGAGAAGGAGGUGAUGAAGCUGUGGAACCUCCAUGUGAUGAAGCAUGGCUUCAUAGCAGACAACCAGAUGAACCAGGCGAUCAUGCUUUUCGUGGAAAACCGCGGCGCUUACAUCAUCCGCCGCAACCUCUGCCGCAACUUCCUCCUGCACCUGGUGAGCAUGCACGACUUCAACUUGGUGAGCACCGCCACCAUCGACCGCGCAAUGGCGCGCCUGCAGCAGAUCCAGGAGGAGCUGCCGGACGUGGAGGCGCCGGAGGACCGGGCGAUGGGAGCGGCGGUGGCCUGCAACGGCGGCGCCGCUCCUUCCGGCGGGGGGUCGCAAGGAAAGAGGACAAAAAGUGUGCUAACAGACUGAUGGAAGCCACCAGGAAGGAAUGAUUAAUGUAACAAACAUUACCAGCCUUCUGUUGAUGAGGAAAGCGUUGGACCUGACGCAAACCAGUGUUCAAGGUAAACACGUUUUUGAGACUCAAAAACUGAACCAAAUACAAACUACUUUAGAGUAACUCACCCACAUCGUCUCAAAUCAGGACUGAAAGAUGCAGGUGGAUCCUACUAAUAAUGUGCAUUCUUGCUGGAGCCUCCGGUUCAUUCUGUGACCUUUUGUGGCGGCACAGCUGCCCUCCGUAUGCUGGAAUAAUGGACAUCCGUGUAAAGACUACAGUUAAAACUGUACUCCAAACGUCACAGCUGAUUGUUGUGCACACACAAAAUAAGCAUCGUUGAAAGCGGAUCUUUUUAGCUCGUUAUUUUUUGGCACUUGCCCUUUUGUAUUUUUUAAAUUUCCAUUAAAAAAAAAAAAGAAUAGUAUUGACAAUAUUCUUUACAUCAGAGGAGCAUCAUUUGUUUCUCUGAUAUAAAUAAUAUUAACGUGCACAACUUGAAGAACUUCACAGGAACAUCUACAGCUAAUCAUGUUUAAUUUCGUUAAGGAUUUAUCAGUGCUGGUAAAUUAUGAACCUAGUUUUAGCUAACACCUUCAGAUUAGAAUUCCUGCCGUUACAGGUCAUUAAAAGAUAAAUAAAUCAAGUUUUUCUGACAACAACAGCACAUGGAGAGAUUGACCAUAAUGAGAUGUAUGGAAUUUCUUUAUGCCGUCACAAAAAGUGUUUUCCUUUCCUUCAUUUUUGUCAGGAGAGUACCAAUAGCUGACAGAAAUGUGUACACAUGUAAUUACAUAACACGUUUAGCUCCUCUAAAUCUAGAAAUCAACUGUUUUCGGUUCUUCCCUUAAAGCAAUAGGUGCUUGGCUCAUCCACAUGCAAUGUCUGUCUCUGUUUUUGUUUUUUUAGGUGCAGUUUAAGCCAAAGUCAAAUACUUUCACCCAUCUUAGUUUGAGUCUUUCAUUUUCAUUCCAUAACAAGAUUGUUUGUUCAUAUUAAACUGUAGUUGUUUUUAUUGUGCACACAUGAAUUGGUGAUUAACAAUGUUUGUCGUUGAAGAUUUGCUUUGUGGACAACCAAAAUUACAGAGGUGUUUUGUUUUUUCUCUCUUCUCACUGUCAGUUAAGAGUGACAUAUUCAACAUUUUUGUCAUGAAUUGUGAAUUGAACACUCUGGCUAAAGGGUAUUUUAUAUUUAAAUAAAAUACGUUUGCCCUUAUGA
Molecule: messenger RNA, 3668 nt
Organism: Oryzias melastigma (Indian medaka)
Lineage: Eukaryota; Metazoa; Chordata; Actinopteri; Beloniformes; Adrianichthyidae
Gene: suz12b
Product: SUZ12 polycomb repressive complex 2 subunit b
Exons: 17
Coding region: 341-2419 (692 amino acids)
Cellular component (GO): ESC/E(Z) complex; nucleus
Molecular function (GO): chromatin DNA binding
Source: RefSeq, a predicted model, not a curated record